AUGCAGUGGUGCAGGUGGGCUGGCGGUUGGAGAUCACACCUACCAGGACAGUCUGCAGGGCCAGAGAUCGAGGACUCUUUCGACUUUCUUUUCAAAAUCAUCCUGGUUGGGGACUCAGAUGUGGGGAAGACCUGUGUGGUCCAGAGCUUCAAGUCUGGCAUAUUCAUCGAGAAGCAGCAAAACACAAUUGGUGUGGAUUUUACUGUUCGCACCCUGGACAUUGAUGGCAAGAAGGUAAAGAUGCAGGUUUGGGACACAGCAGGACAGGAGCGUUUUCGAACCAUAACUCAAAGCUACUACCGCAGUGCCCACGGGGCCAUGGUGGCCUAUGACAUCACACGCCGCAGCACAUUUGAAUCUGUUCCCCUCUGGAUCAGGGAGGUGCAGCAGUUUGGAGCUUCCAGCGUGGUACUGAUCCUCAUUGGUAAUAAGUCAGACCUUCAAGCUCAGAGGCAGGUGUUGUUUGAGGAUUCUUGCACUCUGGCAGAAAACAACGGUGUGCUGGCUGCUCUGGAAACCUCAGCCAAGGAGGCCCAGAACGUGGAGGCGGCCUUCAUCCUCAUGGCCCGGGAGCUGCUGGCACGUAACGGCAUGACCAUCAUAGAUGAGAUUUCCCAGGACUCGAAUCAAUUCAUGUUGAGUAACAGCUCCCACCCGGUCCAUGGCACCGUGUCUUCAGAUAAAAAGUGCGGCUGCUGAGCGGACUGAAGUAGGAGCCUGUUAUUAAAGACUUGUUUGAAAAAUAGUGUCAGCAGUUUAGGAGAAACCACAUAUGUUGUAUAGUGUGAGGGAGAGUUUUGUACAUAUUUUGACAUUUAAUAUUUAUACAGUUAGUAGAAUCAAUAACUCAGUUUUUAAAUGGCGGUUGCUUAUCAAAUAGAUUUUGUGAUAUUCUCUUCAGGAUAACAGCUGCUUAAUGUGAUAGCGACCCCAGCAUUACAAACCUCUGCUGGAGGACUCUGUACUAAGAAUGUGCUACAGUAUACAGAAUGUUUUCGCUUGACAAGUUUUCGUGUCUUUUAUUCUUUUUUAAUUGUUCUUUCAUUCAGUAUGGCUUUUUCCAGUUCAUUACCAGAGUUCCACAGUUUGAACCUACAAUUUAAGUCACCUGCUACAUUGUUAUUAUACCCGUCAGUUAUAAAUAGCAAACAGUACCGUGUGAAAUUUUCACUGGUGCUGCAACUGUUAGUACAUUUUUUCUCCCACACUUGACUUUAAUUACAAAUAUUCACAAUAACAAUAACCCUAACCAAAAAUAGCACCUUUUUCAGUUUUGCUGUAACUGUGUCAAUUUCACAAAUCAAAAUUAAAAUAAAAUAACUGUACUCUUAAUUGAGGCUUGAAUCAAAACUGAUGAGGAACUAAACUGAAACCUGGAAACUUAAUCUCAUCAGCAUUAGUGGUUAUGCACUCACC
Anoplopoma fimbria (sablefish) is the source of this 1416-nucleotide messenger RNA. RefSeq names its product ras-related protein Rab-19 (gene rab19). The transcript is spliced from 4 exons. Lineage: Eukaryota; Metazoa; Chordata; Actinopteri; Perciformes; Anoplopomatidae. The coding region runs from base 1 to 699 and encodes 232 amino acids. Gene Ontology annotation, molecular function: GTPase activity; GTP binding. The record is from RefSeq and is a predicted model, not a curated record. Gene Ontology annotation, cellular component: trans-Golgi network.